Pieris rapae (cabbage white) is the source of this 2264-nucleotide messenger RNA. RefSeq names its product cyclin-dependent kinase 9 (gene Cdk9). NCBI's taxonomy places the organism in Eukaryota, Metazoa, Arthropoda, Insecta, Lepidoptera, Pieridae. The transcript is spliced from 5 exons. The coding region runs from base 224 to 1429 and encodes 401 amino acids. Gene Ontology annotation, biological process: protein phosphorylation. The record is from RefSeq and is a predicted model, not a curated record. Gene Ontology annotation, cellular component: nucleus. Gene Ontology annotation, molecular function: cyclin-dependent protein serine/threonine kinase activity; ATP binding.
CUUAAUUGUCAAUAUCAACCCACCGAAAACCGACAAUAUUAGGACGUGUUGUUUUUAGCUUUUUUUAAAUCUUCAUUUUUCACAAUAGGUAAUAAUUGUGUUAUGCUUAAAUGUAUAAAAAGUUUUUCUUAGACAAAUACAUUCAAAAUAAAUUAUAAUCAAGUUUUUAUUGAUUCUUUUCCGUUAAUCUAUAUUUAUAAAAGCCUUCAAAAUUGCAUCCAAAAUGCAAAACGUUAACGCUCCACGGGAGCCUGCUCCCGUGUUGAGCACGAGUUCAACUAUUCUCAAUAUGAGAGAAAAAGAGAAAUAUAUCGAAGAAUUUGACUUUCCAUUCUGUGAUGAGUCUUCUAAAUAUGAAAAAGUUGCCAAGAUCGGUCAAGGAACCUUCGGAGAAGUGUUCAAAGCGCGAGCUAGAAAUAGCAGUAAAAAAUUUGUUGCAAUGAAAAAGGUCUUAAUGGAUAACGAAAAAGAAGGUUUUCCCAUCACAGCACUGCGAGAAAUUAAGAUAUUACAGCUUCUGAAACAUGAAAAUGUCGUAAAUCUUAUUGAAAUAUGCAGAACUAAGGCUACAUUACACAAUAAAUAUAGGUCAACAUUCUACUUAGUUUUCGAUUUCUGUGAACACGAUUUGGCAGGUUUAUUGUCGAAUGUAAAUGUAAAAUUUAGUUUAGGUGAGAUUAAAAAAGUUAUGCAGCAGUUGUUGAAUGGGUUAUAUUACAUUCAUAGCAAUAAAAUUUUGCAUCGAGAUAUGAAAGCUGCAAAUGUACUUAUUACUAAGAAUGGAAUAUUGAAACUUGCUGAUUUUGGUUUGGCAAGAGCAUUUAGUGUUGCUAAGUCAGGACAAGCCAAUAAAUACACUAACAGGGUGGUCACAUUAUGGUAUCGCCCCCCAGAAUUGUUAUUAGGGGAUCGUAAUUAUGGACCACCAGUAGAUAUGUGGGGUGCAGGGUGCAUUAUGGCUGAGAUGUGGACCAGGUCUCCAAUUAUGCAGGGUCCCACAGAGCAGCAACAAUUAAUACUAAUUUCUCAGCUCUGUGGGUCGUGUACCCCAGAUGUAUGGCCAGGAGUGGAAAGUUUAGACCUAUACAAUAAGAUGGAGUUGCCAAAGGGACAAAAGAGGAAAGUUAAGGAAAGACUAAAGCCAUAUGUCAAAGACCCGUAUGGUUGUGAUUUACUUGACAAGCUGCUGCAACUAGACCCAGCGAAGAGAUAUGACGCAGACACAGCACUCAACCAUGACUUCUUUUGGACUGACCCGAUGCCCUGUGACUUGGCUAACAUGUUGGCCCAACAUACACAGAGUAUGUUUGAGUAUCUGGCGCCACCUCGUCGACCUGGUCAUCUCCGACAUCAUCAUCAUGUGCCUGGGGCUCAGGCCAAGCCCAACCCACCACCUCAAGACUCAGGAUACCAGGAUAGAGUGUUUUAGUGAUGUUGACUUUGGGCUCAGUGUGAAGUGCAAUUGUGUAUCGGGGCACGGUUCCCAUAUUUAACGGAACAUUGAUUUCUACGAUAUAAAUGGUAAGACACUGUACAGUGAUUUAAGAUAACUAUUCAAUAUGACUUAUGAUUUAAGAUUGUUUCUAGAACUUGAUGAUGAGUGCAUUACUAACUUUACCCUUGAUUGGACUUUCAAUGAUAAAUUCUAUGUUGUAACUUAAUCUAUUUGGGAAAACUUGAUUUAAUAGUGAGAUUAUCAUUAUAAUAUGUACACACAAAAGUAUCUUUUUCCUACCUAAUCACAUAAAAAGAUAAAAAAAAUGUGAAUUAUUAUCUUGAUACAUAAUAGUAUUGAUUAUUUUUGUAUAACAGAUUUUGUGAUAUAUUAUAUACAUAUAUAUCGCUAUUAUGUUAAAGUAUAAAUAUGAGAAUAAUGGCAAGGUAAAAGUUGCUCAACUGAAACCUGAAAAUCCAUUCAGGUACUUCUCAUGUCUAGUUUUUAUAGGAAACUGGAAAUAGGAAUUUUCACUAAGAUUUUGACAUACUUUCUUGUGUAUUGUUUACGAUAAUUGUGAAGAAACUUUUAUAUUAAUUUGCAACCCAUCACAAAAAAUUUGCCCAACAAUAAUUGUGAAUAAUGAAAGGAAAGGAAAACUGACUAAAACAUACAGAGUUCUGUCCCCCCCUAGUAACUGGAAUAAUGUGUAAAUUUUAGAUAGAUAGUAUUAAAUAAAAUGUGAUAUAUUCUUGAAUAUAUUGUGUUCCUUAUUAUUGUUAAUGUAAUAUAAAAUAAGGCCAAAUAAAUUGUUGUACAACAGUGGUGA